This is a messenger RNA of Colossoma macropomum (tambaqui), 2259 nucleotides long. RefSeq names its product nuclear factor, erythroid 2 (gene nfe2). The transcript is spliced from 4 exons. The coding region runs from base 309 to 1718 and encodes 469 amino acids. NCBI's taxonomy places the organism in Eukaryota, Metazoa, Chordata, Actinopteri, Characiformes, Serrasalmidae. Gene Ontology annotation, biological process: regulation of transcription by RNA polymerase II. Gene Ontology annotation, cellular component: nucleus. Gene Ontology annotation, molecular function: RNA polymerase II cis-regulatory region sequence-specific DNA binding; DNA-binding transcription factor activity, RNA polymerase II-specific. The record is from RefSeq and is a predicted model, not a curated record.
ACCCAUCCCAUUUAUGCAAGUGAAGUGAUAGCCAAAGCAGAAGAGAGAGAGAGAGUGAGAGAGUGAGAGUGAGAGAGAGAGAGAGAGAGAGAGAGAGGUCGCUCACAUGCACUCUUGAAGUUCAGAGCUAUUGGUUCAAAACGAAGAACAAAGAUUAAGACUGAUUUGUGAAGCUCUCCUUCUGAACUUCUGGGUCACAGCACCGUUGGCUUGUGGGAUAAUACGAUAUUUGAAGAUAUUCUACCUGAGCAGACAGGUCCAAGGAAAUGCUACUAAGAUUGGAGCACUGCAGCUGGGGCCUUUCCUGAAUGUGUUCAACCGUAAAUAGUCCUCAUCCCUUUAGUUUCAAUCGUGAGGGACUGGCAAACUGUAACAGACUUCAUGGGGGACUGUCAAUGUCUACAACUCAAAGAUUCAAUGCAAGUGGCGGACUCCGACCUAAUCCCACCCCUCAGCAGUCAGAGAUGGACCUGGCCUGGCAAGAACUAAUGGCCAUCACAGAACUGCAGGAAUUUGAGGUACCCAAUGAGAAUCCUUUUGAGGCUGUGCCAUAUCUCUCUAUGGAGCCCAUGGUGCCAUAUGGGAGUUUUGGAGUGAGUCAUUCACUGACCGAACCCAGUCCACCUGUCUGUGAAGCAAGCCCCGCUUCUGCUGCUUUUGAAAGUGGGUACAUUGAUGUGAUGCCCCCCUACCAGCGUUUGAACCCACACAUGGAAAUGCACUAUGGACACAGUGGGGGUCAGAUGACAUCCAGGCUACUGCCAAAUGCACAGUCCUUUCAGCCCCCCCUCAUGAGCCUCCUGGAUCACAUGGGCAUGACGAGCACUAGCCAGGGACUCGGAAAAGAUGUCUCUGGACACCCGGCAGACGACAUAGAAUCAGACUCUGGUCUGUCACUGGGCUCAAGCCCUCCACUUGCUUCACCAGAGAAUGCUGCACAUGGGUUACCCACGUACCAACCCCAUGAUAGUCUCAGUUAUGCCGAGGGUGAAGCACAGUGCAUCGGAGACCAGUGUCGCAUGAGGACAAGUAUACCCAGCUCUGUGGAUUACCAGCACAACUCCAGCUCUUACUCUGGACACUCCUACUUCUCUGUAGGACCCAACUUGCAACAUGUUCCACUGCAGACACCCCAGUCCCAACAGCAGAUAACUAUCAAACAGCUGUUGCCCACUACCCUGAAUGAUUUUCAAGUAAAUGCCUCAAGAGGAAGUGCCUUUCAAGGAUCUUACCCCAAAGCUAGAGGAAGUGGGUCCUCAGGACCACUCAGCAGGGAUGAGCGGAAGGCACUUGCUCUCAAAAUCCCCUUCCCGUUGGACAAGAUUGUGAACCUGCCUGUGGAUGAAUUCAAUGAACUACUCAGCCAGUACACACUGAGUGAUGCCCAGCUGACAUUGGUUAGGGACAUUCGGCGCCGGGGGAAAAAUAAAGUGGCAGCGCAGAACUGCCGUAAAAGGAAGUUGGAAAACAUCGUGCACUUGGAGAAUGAGUUGGGGCAACUGAGGGCACAGAGAGAGCACCUAGCCAGGCAGAGACUGGAAUUUCAGCAGAACCUCACCAUCAUUAAAUGCCGUCUCUCAGAUCUAUACACCAAAGUGUUUUCUCAGUUAAGGGAUGAGGAAGGACAUCCAUAUUCAUUAGAUGACUAUUCACUUCAACAGACUAAUGAUGGUAACAUUUACCUAGUGCCACGAAAUGCAGCACUUGAGGGGGAAUAAAGUAUUUCUCCAUUUUCUCAUUAUGUAUAGGACACUUUACAUGUUAAAACACGGGCCCCAAAUAAGCCCUUUGAUUUCAAGUGCAAAAAUGCAUUUUGGGGCUGGGCCAGUGAUUUUGCGCCUUUAACACCCCUCCUCAGGGUUAACAGCCAAAUACUAUAGAAGACUUCAAAUAAGAGUGGUCUAAUACCUUGGUCGUAAUAUCAAACGCAACCUGAAGCAUUAUUCAUAAGCUGUACACCAGAGAGAAACAAGACAAUCAUAUUGUUUCAAUAAAGCUUUUAAUAAGUAAAAACAGGUAAAAACAAGUAAAAAAGUAAAAACAUUUCCACCAGCUUCUUGGUCCUACGAGAGAUAAGAACUUUAAAAAUAAUUUAGUUGAGGUGGGAGAGAAGGACAAAAAGAAAAGGUUUACCUUCAGUGCCUGUAGAAACAAGCAAAAAUCCAUUCUGGAUUGAAGACGCUUUGCAUCAAAUUCCUAGAAAAAAAAAGAACCAAAUUAUUUAGGCAGUUAAGCUUCAUACAACCCAUAAAGUAUACA